AGACCGGUAAUCUGAUUAUUUGAGUAUUUGUGCCGCCGGUGAAUGGAGGUUACAUAAACCCUGGAGAAACUCUCUGCUCUGUUCCUUGGGGCUCUCUGGUCUCGGCUUCAAUGGAAAGCUGCGGCAGCGUUAUCGGUGACAACAAGAAUGAGAUUCAAUGGAGCGCUGAGGAAGCCGUCGCUGGAAACGCAAAAGCACUCGAAGCUCUCAGAGAACUCAUCACCUUCCCUCUUCUCUAUUCGAAGGAGGCACAGAAACUACAUCUCAAAUGGCCGCGAGGCCUGCUUCUGUACGGUCCACCGGGCACUGGCAAGACAAGCUUGGUUCGGGCAGUUGUUCGUGAAUGUGGGGCACAUUUAACCAUUAUCAGUCCGCACACUGUUCACAGAGCACAUGCAGGAGAAAGUGAGAGGAUUCUUCGGGAGGCUUUUUCAGAGGCAGAAUCUUAUGCAAUAUCAGGCAGGCCAUCAGUUGUCUUUAUUGAUGAAAUAGAUGCACUAUGUCCACACCGUAAUUCUAGACGAGAGCAAGAUGUUCGUGUGGCCUCUCAGCUCUUUAUGUUGAUGGAUGGCAGUAAGCAUGCAUCUACAUCUGUUCCACAAGUUGUUGUGGUUGCCUCAACUAACAGAGUGGAUGCAAUUGACCCUGCACUAAGAAGGUCGGGGCGUUUCGAUGCUGAAGUAGAAGUUACUACACCUACUGAAGAGGAGCGGCUUCAAAUCCUCAAGCUUUACACUAGAAAGGUCCCUAUGGAUCCAAAUGUUAAUUUGCAAGCCAUAGCUUCAUCUUGCAAUGGGUAUGUUGGUGCUGAUUUGGAAGCUUUAUGUCGUGAGGCUGCCAUGUCUGCCGCUAGGAGGGCAUCAGAUGGUAAUGAAAAUGCUGGUGUUCUUAGCUUAUCAAUGGGAGACUGGAAGCACGCCAGAUGUGUGGUUGGCCCCAGCAUAACAAGGGGUCUAAUUGUUGAAAUUCCCAAGGUUUCUUGGGAAGAUAUUGGAGGACUAAGAGAUUUAAAGAAAAAGCUGCAACAAGUAGUUGAAUGGCCUAUUAAACAUUCUGCUGCAUUCUCAAGGCUAGGAAUAUCACCCAUUCAAGGAGUUCUUCUGCAUGGGCCUCCAGGAUGUUCAAAAACAACCCUUGCGAAGGCUGCUGCUCAUGCUGCCCAAGCUUCUUUUUUCUCAUUGAGUGGUGCAGAAUUGUAUUCAAUGUAUGUCGGAGAGGGUGAAGCAUUAUUGCGUAACACAUUUCAGAGAGCACAACUAGCAGCACCAAGCAUAAUAUUCUUUGACGAGGCUGACGUUGUUGCUUCCAAGCGGGGUGGGAAAUCAAGCAGCAACAUUACAGUUGGAGAGAGGCUUCUAUCUACUUUGCUGACUGAAAUGGAUGGUCUGGAACAGGCUAAGGGAAUUCUUAUACUGGCGGCUACAAAUCGCCCUCAUGCAAUUGAUGCUGCACUUAUGCGUCCUGGGCGCUUUGAUCUGGUGCUUUAUGUGCCCCCGCCUGAUCUAGAAGCUCGAUAUGAGAUACUUCUUGUUCACACACGUAACAUGAAAAUAGGCGAAGAUGUUGAUCUAAGAAGAGUAGCAGAAGAUACCGAGCUCUUCACAGGGGCUGAGCUGGAGGGUCUAUGUCGGGAAGCUGGAAUUGUAGCUUUGCGAGAAGAUAUGUCUGCAGUUUCUGUACGUAAUCGCCAUUUCCAGACAGUAAAGGAGUCACUAAAACCAGCAUUAACAAAAGCCGACCUUGACUCAUAUUCAUCAUUUAUGAAGACGAAAUCUUCGACAUCAUCUAGCCUGGUCAAAUCCUUUUCCAAAGAGGAAGAUAAACUCAAAAAACACUUGCUGGCUCCAGGUUUCUUGGUGAAAAUUGGUGUUAUGUGCAUUGUAGCUCUUCUUGCUACAAAAUAUCUUUCCCUUGGACAUUAUGUACCGGCUACUUGAAAUAGUAAUCAUCCAUCUUGAUGUAAAAAUGAGCUUGUCAUUGUAGGUGAUUCUUUACUGUGGCACCUUGUUUGCUGUCAUUGUAGGUGCAAAUUCUGCAUUAGAUUAUUACGUAUUGUGUUAAAAGUGUUUGUUAGCAUUAUUUGGUCAAAAUCAACCAGUCAUUGAGGAACAUGUGCAUGCAUAUGCCAUUGCUCCCAAUGUGUUCCAAUGCCCAUGUAUAUGCUUACCAUAACAACCUACAAGGUAAUAUGAGAAUCUGUAGUUUCUUGUUUUU
This is a messenger RNA of Tripterygium wilfordii, 2214 nucleotides long. Its product is annotated as cell division control protein 48 homolog B-like. Gene Ontology annotation, molecular function: ATP hydrolysis activity; ATP binding. The transcript has 12 exons. The coding region runs from base 111 to 1937 and encodes 608 amino acids. The record is from RefSeq and is a predicted model, not a curated record. NCBI's taxonomy places the organism in Eukaryota, Viridiplantae, Streptophyta, Magnoliopsida, Celastrales, Celastraceae.